This is a messenger RNA of Meriones unguiculatus (Mongolian gerbil), 3359 nucleotides long. It is a transcript of the gene Tgm6, whose product is annotated as transglutaminase 6. Bases 1 to 2247 code for a protein of 748 amino acids. NCBI's taxonomy places the organism in Eukaryota, Metazoa, Chordata, Mammalia, Rodentia, Muridae. Gene Ontology annotation, biological process: peptide cross-linking. Gene Ontology annotation, molecular function: protein-glutamine gamma-glutamyltransferase activity. The record is from RefSeq and is a predicted model, not a curated record. The transcript has 13 exons.
AUGGGCAGCAAGUGUAUGAGUCAGAACAGCUCUAACUGGCCCAACACCGCAGUGGCAGCCAGGAGGCAUUGCGUAGCUACCGAGGCUAGUAACACAAUUGACAAGUAUCUGCUGAGCUCCUGGUCUGUGCCAGGGGUCAGAAUCACCAAGGUGGACUGGCAGCAUUCAGAAAAUGGCACUGCCCACCACACUCAAGAGUUCCCUAGCCCUGAGCUGGUGGUUCGGAGAGGCCAGCUAUUCACUCUUACCCUGGAGCUGAGUGGCGUCCUGGACAGCGAAGAGGCCCUCAUCUUCACCGCGGAGACAGGGCCCCAAGCAUCUGAGGCUCUCCACACCAAAGCGGUAUUCCAGACAGCAGAGCUAGAAAUAAGUGACACCUGGACAGCGGCAAAGGGGGAACAGACAGAGAACACAAUCACCGUCAGCCUCGGGAGCCCUUCCAAUGCCGUCAUUGGCAGGUACCUGCUGAGUGCCAGGGCCUCUUCCCGCCGGAAACACAGUGACCGAAAGCUGGGCCAGUUUAUUCUCCUGUUCAAUCCCUGGUGCCCAGAGGACGAUGUGUUUCUGGACUCAGAAGAGGAGAGGCAAGAGUACGUGCUUAACGACAGUGGCAUCAUCUUCCGAGGAGUGGAGAAGCAUAUCCGAGCCCAGGGCUGGAACUACGGGCAGUUUGAAGAGGACAUCCUGAACAUCUGCCUCUCCAUCCUGGACCGAAGUCCUAGUCACCAGGAUGACCCAGCCACGGAUGUGUCCCGCCGCCAUGACCCCGUCUACGUCACCAGGAUCAUCAGUGCCAUGGUGAACAGCAACAAUGACCGGGGUGUGGUGCAAGGCCAGUGGCAGGGCAAAUAUGGCGGUGGCACCAGCCCACUGACCUGGCGUGGCAGCGUGGCCAUCCUCAAGAAGUGGUUCCAGGGCAGGUACAAGCCGGUCAAAUAUGGCCAGUGCUGGGUCUUCGCAGGAGUCAUGUGCACAGUCCUCAGGUGCCUGGGCAUCGCGACCAGGGUGGUGUCCAACUUCAACUCAGCCCAUGACACCGAUGGCAAUCUGAGUGUGGACAAAUAUGUGGACUCUUUUGGCCGGACCCUGGAGGACCUGACAGAAGACAGCAUGUGGAAUUUCCACGUCUGGAAUGAGAGCUGGUUUGCACGACAGGACCUGGGCCCAUCCUACGAUGGCUGGCAGGUUCUGGAUGCCACGCCCCAAGAGGAGAGUGAAGGCACGUUCCAGUGUGGCCCGGCCUCAGUCACCGCCAUCCGUGAGGGUGACGUGCAUCUGGCCCACGAUGGCCCCUUCGUCUUUGCUGAGGUCAACGCGGACUACAUCACCUGGCUAUGGCAUGAGGACCAGAGGCGGGAGCGUGUGUACUCGGACACCAAGAAGAUUGGCAGGUGCAUCAGUACCAAGGCCGUGGGCAGUGACUCCCGUGUGGACAUCACGGGCCUCUACAAGUAUCCAGAAGGGUCACGGAAGGAGAGGCAGGUGUACAGCAAAGCAGUGAAGAGACUGCUCAGCGUGGAAGCCUCGGGGAGGAAGAGGCGGAUCCGCAGGGCUGGAGCGCGCGGAGCCUGGCGCGAUGACCUCCUGGAACCUGCCACCCAACCCAGCAUCACCGGCAAGUUCAAAGUGCUGGAGCCACCGGUGCUCGGCCAGGACCUGAAGCUGGCCCUGUGCUUGACCAGCCUCACCUCCGGGGCCCAGCGGGUCCAAGUCAAUGUGAGUGGUGCCACCAUCCUCUAUACUCGGAAGCCAGUGGCAGAGAUCCUGCGUGCAUCCCACAUGGUGAAGCUCGGGCCACUAGAAGAGAAGAAGAUCCCAGUCACAAUAUCUUACUCUCAGUACAAAGAAGACCUGACGGAGGACAAGAAGAUCCUGCUGGCUGCCAUGUGCCUUGUCAGCAAGGGAGAGAAGCUGCUGGUAGAGAAAGACAUUACUCUGGAGGACUUCAUCAUCAUCAAGGUGCUGGGCCCAGCGGCAGUAGGAGUGGCGGUCGCUGUGGAAGUCUUGGUCAUCAACCCCCUCUCGGAGAGCGUCAAGGACUGUGUGCUGAUGGUGGAGGGCAGUGGUCUUCUCCAAGGACAGCUCAGUAUUGAGGUGCCCAGCUUGCAGCCACGGGAGAAGGCCUUGAUCCAGUUCAACAUUACCCCCUCCAAGAGCGGCCCAAGGCAGCUGCAGGUAGACCUUGUCAGCUCACAGUUCCCGGACGUCAAGGGCUUUGUGAUCAUCCAUGUGGCUACAGCCAAGUGACAGGCCACAGGUGACUUGGCGGAGGAUUCUGCCCAUCUGCUUUUUUCUCCCAUAUAAGAGUCAGCAGUCCUGGGUUAGUCCUGCUUCUAUCUUUGCCCUCCUUCAUGAGCUUAGGCAAGGUGCUUCCCAGUGCAUUGAGGUGCUGGACUCAGUAAUCCUUUGCCUUCAGGACAAGUGGCUGACAUAAAAGCAAAGGGAUUUUUCACCUUUCUGCUGGGAGAAUGGCAUGUCCCAGCUUUCUGAGAGCCCUGGCUUAGUUAACAAUGCCAUCUCAGCCCAGGCAAUUCACAGCUCCUUGCUUCUUUCCCAUUUCUUCAAGUGCCCUGGCCACAUUUAGGCUCAACAAUUUUCUAGGACAAAGCACUCCCAUUGCAGAAAAGCCUUCCUGAAACUAAACGCAAAGUUGGGUUGAGAACCAUGCUGUUCACCCAAGUGUUAUUCCCCAAAUUCAUAUUGUUAAAAACAAAAUGGAUUCCAAGCAACAGGAGAGUUUUCCCUCAGUGGGGACACUGACUCUGGAUUUUGGGACUAAAGCUGCCUGCAAGAAGCUGAAGAAGACAAAGUAGCUCUCCCCUAAGCUCAGCAGCAUGGAUAUGCUCUGGCUCAGGCCAUCCUGAAGUUCAGAAGACCACCCCCAGAUUGCUCAGUGCUCUUUCUUGGAACAGGAUGGCUUGCAGUGUACAGAUCUUACACUUGGAGUUUAAGCAGGACUCGGAAGCCUGGGAUAAGGAGCAGAAUAGACACCACCAGGCCAUGAAGAAUAUAACACUGGAUAUGAAACUUGGCACUGUAAUUUUCUGGACAGUCAAAGAAAUGAAAAUUAGGCUAGAGUUUAAGAACAACACACCAGGUACCUCUGCAAUGCAGUUCUUCUUGGAUACAAAUGAAGAGAAGGGAACUGGGGAGAUGGCUCAGCAGUUAAGAGCACUUUCUGCUCUUCUCCUGGAGGGCCUGAGUUUGGUUCCCAGCACCCAUGUCAGACAUUGCACAACCUCCUGUAACUCCAGCUCCAGGGAUCUGACACUUCUGGUCUCUGUGGGCACCUAAACUUACACACACAUAUGCCCUCCUCCCAAACACGGUUAAAAUAAAAUAAAUCUUUUUUUAAUACA